AUGUUUCCGGACGAAUUGCUCUCCGAUGCGGAGUUUGAAAAAGCAUUGGAUGAGCUUUGCGCCAAUCCGGACGAUGAGGUAGGCUACAGUAAUGCUUUUUUUCUUGUUUUCUGUUAUUUGUUUACAUAGUCUUACGUAACCCUCAUUUAUUAAAAUCCAGACGAUUAAUCACAAUUGGAAUUUGAUUUCAGUUCAAACGGGAAUUGACCGAAAUGAUGUCCGAACAUCAAUUGAUAACCUGGGAAGAAGCAGAACAGAUCCUGGGAGACACAGGCGACGAACCCGUCAAAUCAAGUUUGCCUCAGCAAACCAGACCAACCGAGCCUGAUAAUGAUACAAAUGUGGAAGAUACUAUACAGAGAUUAUUACAGAAUGAUCCUGGAUUAGUUCAAGUAAAUCUCAACAAUAUGAAGGUAUGGUUAACAAAAUUAAAACGGGAUGUUGUUGUCCUUUAGAGAACUCCCAUUCCGAAGAUCAAAAGGAUCAUUGAGGCUAUGAGACAGAAUCAGUUCGUCGAGCAGUUAAGUCUGGCUAACAUGGGAUUAUACGACCAUGACGUCAUGGUGAGGUCUCAUAUAGUGAUUACCGUUUGUUGCAGAAUCUAAUUGAGAGUGUCGAAGAUAAUGAAAGUCUGAGGAAAUUGAAUCUGGAGACAAAUUAUCUGAGCGGAGAAUUCUUUGCCAAAUUAUUCGCCGCAGUGAAUAAAAACCAGGCUGUUGAGGAAGUUAAGGCUGUUAACCAAGGAAUGAAUUUCUCGACCACGGCCGAGCGAGACAUCAUUAAGGCCAUUAAAGAGAACUACAGUCUCACUAAGGUCAGCAUGAACAUCCGUUUACCAGAACUUCGGAAUAAAAUUCAGCAAAUAACGAUGAGAAAUCAAGAAAUCAGUAAGUCAGACUCCACUUAUACCGUCUACGUUAAGGGCGUAUAAUGAGAAAACGAGCGGCCGAUGAACAAAAAGCAUUGGAGGAACAAAAAAAAUUGGAAGAAGAAGAGAAGGCCAGGAAGGUAAGAAUCAGAUCUCGGUGGUUAUAAAUUUGUUCAGAAAGCUGAGGUUGAGAAGGCCAAGCAACCUUUAAAGGUGUUCCCUAAAGAGAUGUUGCAAUAUAAUAGAAAGAAAGAAGAGCCCAAGAAACCGGAGGAACAAGAAGUUCGGACGUCCAUUUCCAAAAUAGUUGCCGAAAAGUCGACACUCAAGAAGUACGAUCAGAUAGACAGUCCAUCCCCCCAAAGUAAAGGAAUUGCUCCCAUGAUUCUUGGGGAUCCUGUUCCCGACACUUCUGAAUCCAAAGGGAAGAAUGUUCUCAACCGACUCAAUCAGUUGGAUAAGAAAGAUGCGACAGAAGUCAAGCAUAACGACAAGAACUCUCUGGCUGCGGCAUUGGAAAAGAAGCCGGUCUUGAAGAAAUUACCCUCGCUGGAUCCCAAUCCGAUUGUAAGUAAACCAAACCCAACUCACAAAAUGGAGACAAAGGACUGGCCUCCAAAGCCCAGAGACAAAGCUGAACCUGAAAAGCCUCAGCCCAAGAAGAAUCCUCUGGUAUCCAAAUGGGAAUCGGGAGAAACGGAGAAGAGACACAGGCAAGACUCGCUUGAUGACUUAACAUUGCACACCCAAAGCUUAGAAAACGAAGCACCUGUUACGUCAUCAAAAGAGCAGCCGGGUAAAUUAAGCAGCAAAUUUAAGAAGCCAUCUUAUGACACCCCUCUGAGUCCGACAUCGAUGUCCAUAAUGUCGAUGGAUAUGGACAUCAAACCGAAAACGCUGACAACUGAAAAGAAACUGCCUUCUAAAAUUGUUUCACCAUUCUUCACGAAGCCAAGUGAUGAGAAAGAUUUGGCCUCAUCAUCCAAGAAGAUGACGGGCGUUACAACAAGUAAGGAAGCCAUAUCCAAGAAAGAAACGGAACCAAACAAGCCGUCAAUCUCAUCCGUUCAAGCCAAAUCUCCUCUUAAAAAAGCCGUGUUACCUGAACCAGUAGCCAACGUAUCGCCUCUGACAACGCGAAGAAUAUUUGGAAAGGCCACCGAUGCAGCCAAAGAUCUGAACGAAUCAGUGAACAAAACCAAACUCGCACCAACACCCGAACUUCCGACCACACUCAAGAAGACAGUUCCACCUCAAAAAGCAACAGAAUCUCAAAAGAUACCUGAAACGAAAACAACGCUUCAGAAUAAUGUCAAAUCAACCCCAUCCGAUGAAAAGCAUUUGUCUAUUUCCAUCUCCAAACCUGAACCCCCAAACCCCCGUUCAAAAUUAUUGUCCCCUUCAGCAGAAACCCCGGCCGUCAGUCCUCAAUCAAACCCAUCCAAAAGCCUUUUAUCACCCAGGCUGUCUAAUGACUCAACCUCCGCUGUGUCCGACUCCAGUGCAUUGUCAGCAACCUCUGAAUCCGAACUCAACGUUGGAACAGAAAAGCCCAAGAGGAAAAAGCGAAUUGUAAAAAGAAUCGUAAGGCGAAGAAAGAAAAAGGCCACAGAAGAUGAUAGUGGUGUUAAGGAGAAAGAAAAUAUAAAGAACAGAGAUGACGUCAAAAGUAAUUCAAAUGGGGUCAGAUCGAUCUAGGAUGGAGAACCAUGUGGUGUCGGGAGAGAAAGGCGACAAUAAGGAAUCUAUAGAGAACGGUCACGAUCCCCAAGAAACUGACAAGAUGAUUGGGGGACGGAUGGGAAGUGCAAAUGAUAGUAUCAAACAAGAAAAUGACAUCAAUGGUAGCAGAAGGAGGUACGGCGACUAUACAAAACCAUCGACGAAUGAAGAAGCCCACAAGAAAAGGGGCGAGAUCCCAUCUACAUUGCCUAAGCCUUCUCUACAACCCGAUUACACAUCUCACAAUACAACUGGUAGCAGUUUUUCCUCCAGAAAUCGGCUGCCCUACAGCAGUGGUCUCAAUCGAUAUAGUAAAUACUAAAACAAUAUAGAAUUUCCGUUGUCCGUACAUUUAUGUAUCUUAUCAAAUAUCUAAAUUACAUUUACAAAACACACUUACAUUUACUUUUCAAAAUUUUGAAUAAAAAUUUAUCUUGACUGAAAAGUAAGUGGAUCGGCUGUUCCCAGAGAUGGUUGUAAGUUUAGAUGAUGUCAUAGAUAAGACUUUGUCUGCCAUUCUGAGUAAAGGGUCGACGAAGUUCACUUCCGAAAUACGGGAAGCUACACUUACUUCAUUAUGCCAGAAUGUCGGUGCCGUGUUCAUGUCACAAUCGACUCUACUUGAGCUAGAACCGCCACUAAUUGUAAAUCAGAUAGUGGAUGAUGUAAUAUCUAAUCUAAGCCUUACUAACAGGUCUGCGGUGAUAUACAUGGUCAAUUCGUGGAUCUCCUGAGAAUCUUCAAUCGUUUGGGAUACCCGCCACAUGCAAAUUAUUUGUUUUUGGUAGGCGUAAAACAACACCUAAUCUUACAAUUAAUGGAAUCCAGGGCGACUAUGUCGACAGAGGGAAGUUCAACAUGGAGACGAUUACUCUACUCUUUGCCUAUAAAAUCAAAUAUCCUAACAACUUCUUCCUAUUACGUGGAAAUCAUGAGUGUUCGGCUAUUAAUCAAGUCUACGGUUUCUACGACGAAUGUUCCCGGCGAUACUCUGUAAAAUUGUGGAACACAUUCCAAGUAGGUUACAACGGAUUCCUUAAGACACUUAUUCAGGAUCCCUUUAAUCGCAUGCCUUAUUGCGCUCUGGUUGGGUCGAAGAUACUGUGCAUGCAUGGUGGAAUCUCUCCAUGGAUGACGUCAUUCUCUGCUAUAAAACAACUGGUUAGACCUUUAGAACCAUGUAGUAUAGGUCUGGCACUAGACAUACUUUGGUCGGAUCCCUGUUCCCUGACCUCCGGCUUUUCGCCUAACUUUAGGGGGGUCUCGUAUCUAUUCGGAAGCGAUGCGCUCAAGCGAGUAUGUACAACGCUGAACGUCGAUCUGGUGGCAAGGCAGGUUGCUAUAUAAAGAAGAUCACAGAGGCUCUCUACUUGUACUUUUGCCGUAGGGUCGAAUUUUAGUGCAAAAAAAAUCUGCAUUGGAUUUUAAAACACGAUUUCUGAGGGGCCCUGACUGGAAAAAACCGGGCAUCCAAUAAACUUCUUGCUGAAAUAUUUUUGCCCAAUUCCUUCAUUAACCUACUGUAAUUUACAAUUUAAUGAUUUUACAGUAAUCGACCAUUACAAGAAAGCUACUGAUUAGAAACGGUUGAAAUUGAUAAUAAUCUGUUUUAGGCCAUGCCCGUCAUAACAAACACAGAAUUUCGGCAGUCGGGUUACUGUAACAUACCGUAAUGUGGGUUCGGCCGCACAAAUUCGGCCCUAAAAAGUUAUUUCUGAAUGUCGCAGCUAAUUUUUACAUAUGUUAAUCAACGUAAAAUUAUGCAUUAAAAAAGUGUAAAAAGUCAUGAUCCGUUUUUCGUGGUAUAGUGGGUUUUGGUCAAAUUUAGUAUUCUAAUGGUCGCGAGCUCGAUCCCCGUGGAAGCAAAAUCCGUAAUACUGCCCAGAACCAUAAAAAAUCAAUUGGGCUGAAUCGCAUAGCAUGUAUGGGGAGUAUGAAAACCUUUAUAAGAAGUAAUUUGCAAUUUUGAAGGCGUUUUUUCAAGAUGACAACAGAAUUUUGUUUUUCGUAGAUUAUGGUGCAAAUUUAGUUUCGGAAAGUUGAUUUCCGGGCGUAGCCUAAAACAUGAGUAUUAUCAAUUUCAGCCAUUUCUAAUCAGUAGCUUUCUUGUAAUAGUCGAUUACUGUAAAAUCAUUAAAUUGUAAAUUACAGUAGGUUAAUGAAGGAAUUGGGCAAAAAUAUUUCAGCAAUAAGUUUACUGGAUGUCAUUUUAAAAUUAAAAACUCAAAAUCGGUUUUUCCCUUUGUCCAUGGCUGAUCCAGUGACUCAGAAAUCGUGGUGAUUUUUCAGAAUCAAUGUCAACCCACCCAUUUACAGCAAAAAUAAAAGCCGGGAACGUUUGACCGUCUUUAUAUUUAAUAUCAUCAGUGCUUUCAGAGGCCAUCAAGUCGUUCAGGACGGAUAUGAGUUCUUUGCGGACCGUAAGUUGGUCACGAUUUUCUCCGCCCCCAAUUAUUGUGGAGAAUUCGACAACAGCGCUGCUGUUAUGCGAGUGGACGAGACAUUGCAGUGUUCCUUCGAGGUGUUCAAAUCAACAGAAAUGAAUAUUUACGUUGUCAAUUCCGGGACGCUACCUUCCUAA
Messenger RNA from Bursaphelenchus xylophilus (pine wood nematode), 5171 nucleotides. NCBI's taxonomy places the organism in Eukaryota, Metazoa, Nematoda, Chromadorea, Rhabditida, Aphelenchoididae. The record is from the annotation of a GenBank genome assembly.